Messenger RNA from Chiloscyllium plagiosum (whitespotted bambooshark), 2586 nucleotides. The record is from RefSeq and is a predicted model, not a curated record. Lineage: Eukaryota; Metazoa; Chordata; Chondrichthyes; Orectolobiformes; Hemiscylliidae.
GAACGCAAACUGUAACAUUGACUGUGAUGUGAGCAAUGUUUAAUUAUGAUGUCUUCUUUUGCAGAAAACAUUCACUCCCAACAUCAUCAGCAGGAAGGUUAAGGAAGAACCAAAGGAGGACGAUGCCUCUCAGAGGAAAGAGAAGAAGGAACGAGACAAGGAUCGCCAGAGAGAGACACGAGGCAGGGGAAGAGGCAGACCCGAAACAAUUCAAUCUCAUUCCAUCUUUGAGCAGGGACCCGCUGAAAUGAUGAAGAAAAGAGCUGGUUGGGAUUCCUCUAUGGAUAUGAAGGAGUUUGGAACGUCCCCAAUUAUUAACAUAAAGAAGGAAAAGCGUGAGUCUGAAGAGGAAACCAAGCAGAUUCUCCGCAUGCUGGACCGUGAUGACUUUAUUGAUGAUCCUGGUCUGAGAAACGAUGCCCGGAACAUGCCUGUCCAGCUCCCGCUGGCACAGUCAGGCUGGCUAUUCAAGGAGGAAGUGGAGGAUGAGGAGAUGAAACCUGCACUGCUGACCAAAGAGGAGAAGAUGGAGGUGGAUGUCCCCUCUGUGAAAAUUAAAGAUGAACCCGGAGUUGCCAAAGAGAUGCAGAUGUCGCCGAAUCCAAGUGCAACGAAGAUGAUCCAGGAUGUGCCAAAGGAGCUUUCAGUAUCUGAGCUGCUGCAAGAGCUUAAUCUGUGUAAAGAUGAUGAGCUUCUGUUUCUGCAGCUACCUGACACACUGCCUGGCCAGGCUCCCACACGUGAUGAGAAGCCAGUAAAAGCGGAGGUUCAGGCUGAUGAUGGCCAGACUAUGCUGCUGAAGCAAGAGAAGGCUCAGGAACUGAAACAGGCAGAGAAUUCCUGCUCGCUGAUGGAUUUAACUGAAGGUCAGAUCGGAAAGCUGCUGAUCAGAAAGUCGGGGAGAGUGCAGCUUGUACUGGGACAGGUCACCCUCGAUGUCACGAUGGGCACAACAUGUUCGUUUCUCCAGGAGCUGGUUUCUAUUGGAAUCGGAGAGAACCGGACUGGAGAAAUGACGGUGCUGGGACACGUGAAACACAAGUUAGUCUGUUCCCCUGACUUUGAAACCCUCCUUCAGCAAAGGCAAUAGCUGGAAGUUGAGAUCCGCAUGUCAAAAGGCAUCACAGCACAUGGGGCACCAAGACAGAAGCAGGUGGCAGUGUAAGCUGCUCUUGUUUUUUUUCUGAGCUAGGGAAUGCAGGAGGGCUUUGCGGAGAAAGGAGCAGUCAGUUCUCAAGGGAAACUGGAAUGAGACUUGCUCUUUGUGACUAUGUUUGUGUCAUAACAAGGAUCUACUCUGGUCUGGCUUCUCCAUUAAUUCGCUGGUGGUCAGCGAGGCAAUGUCCACGAAUCAUGUUGACAGACAUUGAUGGAAGCACUACUGAACUGUGGAACAGCUGUGCAUGAAUCAGCAGUAAAUUCAGAGCAAAAGAUAAUGUGAGCUGGUGCCAGGCGCCUUGCUGACAUGAGCUCAGUCUUUGAGAGGUGGUGGAGUCUUUGUACAGCAGUGAUCCAAGAGUUUGAAGUCUUCAGAAUUCACAUUCAAACUUCAUUGCUGUUUGGGUCCAUGCUGUCAGAAACAGAAGGAUAAAUCUUCCAUUCGAUUCUUCUUGCUUGCUGUGACUUUGAUGUUGAUCUGUACCCUGACCAAAAAUGUUCCCCAUGCCCCCAGAUUGCAAAUCAGCAGAUUUCCUGAUUUGGGUGGGAAACAAGUGUUAGAUUGUAUCUCAUGCUAGUGUAACUGCAUGCUAGUGUGCUACGCUAGCUUUCCUGCUGAAUCAUUUUAGUUUGGCAUUGUUGUCUGAAUUACUUAAAUGUCCUUUAUGAUGUGGUUUCAGCUAAAGAAAUUCUUCUGUAAUUGUGGAAUCUCUCCAAGUGCCUUUUCCUUAAAGUUACCAGGACAUGGCAUUAUCAACAAAAAACAAAGUUAAUUCAAUAGUUUAGUAAUGCUUCACGGUUGACCUACAGUUUUCAUAAGUCACAGUUAGAUGAGAACCAUUUUUAGUGUCAGGAUUGUAUCCCUCAAAACUCUACCAGUGUGGUAGAAAAAUUAUACUAUGCCUCUACCAUUGUGAAUGGCUUCACCGGCAGUUGCUCGGGUAAAAAGAGGGGAUGGGGUCACAGGCAGUUGCAGAUCAGAGACAGAGCAUAAUUUCUCAUUGUGCUACUAGGUACUUUUCACAGUCCUCACGGUUCCUCACAUAAAAAUUGUGCGGAAAUCCUUGUACUUUAAUAUUGCAUCUUAAAUACCCGACAUUGAUCAGAGGAUCUCUCUCUCUUUUACUCUAAGAAGACUUAGAGUAUGUUAUAGUACAGGAGGGGACUGACAGCACAGGGAAAUUUCUGUCCUUUGUAAGCGGAUGACUUAAAUUGUGACAGCAUAUCGUGAGUCUGAAUGUUAAUGUUGAUUUGGACAGCUCAGGAUCGGAACUAGUUAAGCAGUGUUUACCUCAUUCUUGACAAUAACAUAUGUUAAAAUCAUAACUAAUUUGGAAAAUCCUAUUGCAACUUUUCCAGUGCUGUACUAUAUUUGACUUGAAUAUUUUUGAACCUUGGAUUGGAAAUAAACUUCUCUGUUCUUUUUAA